Messenger RNA from Anopheles coustani, 750 nucleotides. Its product is annotated as scoloptoxin SSD976-like. The coding region runs from base 1 to 750 and encodes 249 amino acids. The transcript is spliced from 3 exons. Lineage: Eukaryota; Metazoa; Arthropoda; Insecta; Diptera; Culicidae. The record is from RefSeq and is a predicted model, not a curated record.
AUGCAUCCCGCCAUUUAUGCAUUGACGUUUCUCGUGCUUGUCUCGCUUGGCGAUGGCUACAGCUCCAACUACUACUGCUCGGUGAACCUCUGCCCGUUCGGCGGCCCAAAUGUAGGCUGCAACCCUCCUUCGGCCGGCGGCGGUUACUAUUGCUAUGGAAAAUCGGCGAAGUCAGUGCAAAUGACUAAAUCACUGAAGUCACACCUGCUGCACCUCCAUAACUACUACCGGGCGAAGGUGGCGUCCGGUCGGCAGCCCCCGUUCUCGCAGGCUGCCCGCAUGUACACGAUGGUCUGGGACGACGAGCUGGCGGCUCAAGCCGGACACAAUGCCCGCUCGUGUCUGUUCGCCCACGAUACGUGCCGCAACACGCCCGAAUUUCGCCACUCCGGACAGAACCUGGCGAUAUUCGGAUUCACCGGUGCCAGCUACGACAUCAAGGACAUCAUGACGUCCUUGGUGAACACGUGGUGGAACGAGUAUCGCUACACGAAACCAUCAUACCUGAAGUCGUUCCCGCGGUCCAAAACAAAAGCGAUCGGUCACUUUACAAUGCUUGUCCACGAUGGUGCCUGGAAGCUCGGUUGCGCCAUGCAGCACUGGAACGAAGGCGCCGAGAAGAAGGUCUAUCUCGUCUGCAACUAUUCGUACACGAACAUUAUCGGCCGUCCGGUGUACACUGUGGGUCCCGCAGGAUCCAAAUGUCAAGCCGGUAUGAAUCCGAACUAUCCGGGACUCUGCAAGACGUAG